Molecule: messenger RNA, 732 nt
Organism: Lactuca saligna
Lineage: Eukaryota; Viridiplantae; Streptophyta; Magnoliopsida; Asterales; Asteraceae
Source: the annotation of a GenBank genome assembly
AUGUUGAACUGUGUACAAACAACUUCAUUUCACCACUUCAAGAUUGGAUUCCCUUUUAUUGCAAGAAAUGAAGCAGCUGAGUUUCGUUGUAAAUAUGGCUAUGAGAUGCCUAUUUAUGUAUUAGCAAGAUGGAUUACUGACAAAUCACAAGUUUAUACUCAACAUGCCUACAUAAGGCCACUUGGAGUAGAACAAUUCACUCCAAGCUCACCUGGAUGGCUACCUUUCAUGAGAGUUAAUCCAAUCUUGGAUUGGUCUUACAGAGAUGUGUGGGCUUUUCUUUUGACUUGCAAGGUUCCAUACUAUAGUCUAUACGACCAAGGAUAUACAUCAAUAGGAAGUGUUAAUGACACAACUCCAAAUGCAUUGUUAUGCAUUAAAGAUUUUGGUAAGGGAAAGUUCAAGCCUGCAUAUAUGCUCUCAGAUGGAAGAUUAGAAAGAGCUGCAAGAGCCAAAAAGUUACCUCAAAAAGUCAAAUAUGGAGUCAAAGGUGUGGAAUCACAUCAAGAAAACACCCCUUCAUCCUCAAUCAUAGCAGUUGGUGAUGAAAUUCUGUCUGGAAGGAUGGAGGAUGCAUUAAGACAUUUGUUGUGUAGAAAGCUUCAUUCUAUUGGUUGGAAUGUUUCCCGUAUUGUUGUUGUAUCAAGUUAUGUAGAUUAUGUAGCUCAAGAAGUUGAAAUUCAAAAGUCUACAAGUGAUAUGGUAUGCCAUUUAUUACAUGUAAAUGUGUAA